AUGGCUCGUCGUAGCGCGAUUAUUGUUGGCAUAGCUACGGCUGCCAGGCUAGCCAAGGCCGGAUAUGAAGUCACUGUUGUUGAGAAAAAUGAGUUCUUGGGAGGGAGAUGCUCCCUUGUUCAUCAUAAAGACUACAGAUUCGAUCAAGGGCCAUCACUUUUGCUUAUGCCCCAGAUAUUCUACCAGACCUUUCUUGACCUUGACACCUCACUGGAACAAGAAAAUGUCAAACUUUUCAAAUGCGAGCCAAAUUAUCGCAUCUGGUUUGCGGACCAUGAUUUCCUGGAAAUGUCCACUGAUCUCACCAAGAUGAAAGCUCAAAUAGAGAAGCACGAAGGUCCAGAUGGCCUUCACAAUUUUUUCGAAUUUCUGAAAGAGUCCGGACAACAUUAUGCUCUCUCAUUGGAGCAUGUUUUGACAAAAGACUUCCCUAACAUAUUCGCUAUGAUGCGACCGGAGCUUGUUUGGUCAUUGCUGUCUCUUCAUCCUUUCGAGAGUAUGUGGAGUCGCAUCAAGCGAUAUUUCAAAUCAGACAAAAUUCGCAGAGCAUUCACCUUUGCUAGCAUGUAUCUCGGCAUGAAUCCGUUUGAGGCACCUGGAACAUACUCUCUUCUUCAAUACACAGAGUUAGCACAUGGAAUCCUUUACCCGGAGGGAGGCUUUGUCAAGGUCUUAGAAGCCAUCGGGAACGUUGGAAAACGUUUAGGCGUUAAGUUUCGACUGAAUACUGAGAUCGCAUCAAUAAUCAUAUCCAAAGGCAAAGCCCAAGGAGUACGUCUCAAAUCAGGCGAGGAACUUCUAGCCGACACAAUAGUUAUCAAUGCCGAUCUUGUCUACGCCUAUAACAACCUGCUACCACUUACUCCGUACGCGAAAAGCUUGACAAAGCGACCGGCAUCAUGCAGCAGCAUAUCAUUCUUCUGGUCCUUCGACAGAAUAAUACACGAGCUACAAGUCCACAAUGUCUUCCUGGCCGAAGAAUACAAAGAAAGCUUUGACGCUAUCUUCCAUCGACACAAACUCCCCACUGAUCCAUCAUUCUAUGUCAACGUCCCGAGUCGAAUCGACCCUUCAGCUGCGCCCGAGGGAAAGGAUGCUGUGGUCGUGCUGGUGCCUGUGGGCCACCUCACAGACGAUUCACUGAACCCUCAAGACUGGGAAUCAUUGGUCGCUCGCGCCCGGAAUGUUGUGUUUGAGACAAUCGAGGCUCGCACAGGAGCAACAGGCCUACGCGAAAGUCUCCUACAUGAAUCGGUUGAGACGCCUGUCAGUUGGCAAUCAAAGUUCAACCUUGAUCGCGGCGCAAUCCUGGGUCUUUCUCAUUCUUUCUUCAAUGUGCUCAGCUUCCGACCUAAGGUGAAGCACCCUGACUUCGGCGGACUGUACUUUGUCGGUGCAAGCACGCAUCCUGGUGCUGGUGUUCCUGUCAGUUUAGCAAGUGCGAAGGUAGUGACAGGCAAUGGCCAUGUUGAAGUGGUAGACCGCUUGCUCUCAGCAGGCACAGAUGCAGCGAGGCUUGAUGAGUGGAAGCGGACCCCGCUGCGAUUUGCCGCUAUGAAGGGCCAUAUGGAAAUAGUUCGGAUGCUCCUCACUCGCACAAAGAUAGAUCAGAACCUACCGGAUUGGGUGGGUCGAUCUGUCCUCCACAAUGCAGCAGCAUAUCUACGAGAGGGUCAGGAAGAUAUAAUCAAGUUUUUGGUCGAUAAUGGUGCCGACCUGGAGGCCCUCGACGGGGAAGGAGGAACUGCUCUCCACUGUGCCAUCUUUCGAACCUCAGAUCAACCUGCUCCAACGCUAGCUUUGAUCAAACAGCUCAUCGAUUGCAAGAUCCCCCUAGACGUCCGCGACAACCAUGGGCGGACGGCCCUUCUAUUAGCAGCUGUAACGCAGAACCUUGGGGCCCUGGAAUUGUUACUCAAAGCUGGCGCUAAACCGAACGAUGGAUCCUUUCUCUGCGCGAUCCAAACGGGCAGAUUGGAUAUCAUCCAGCCAUUUCUAGAGCCUCACACAAAGCAAGAUCUUCAUGAACGAGCAUGGAAUGAGCAGACAGCACUCCAUAUUGCUGCGAGUCAAGGCUUCGAUGGUGUUGUUGCCAAACUUUUGGACUUUGGUGCUUCCGUCCGAUGUUGCGACCUUCGCAAAAGAACCCCUCUGGUGUGUUCACAACAGUACGGAAGGACAAGCACCGUUAUAUUGCUCCAGAGCGCACAACCGGAGGUCCGUGGCGACUAUAUGUCCCGCGAAGCCCAACGGCUCUGGGGUCGCAGUGCGCUCCACUGGGCCGCGGAGGCUGGUGAUGAUCUAAGUAAGUUUGCUCUCGAUCAGUCCGCCCUAAACGCACAGGACGAUAUGCAAAGAAGUCCUCUGCAUCUGGCAGUCUGCUCAGGAUCAUUACAAACUGUGAAGCAACUUAUCUCGGCACAAUCCCCGAUAGAUUUGACCGACAGCCUGGGCCAGACCCCCUUGCAUUACGCGGCUGAACAGCCAAGUCUGGAAAUUCUCGAAAUUCUCAUCUCAGCUGGUCCUGAGCUCCAUGCCCUGGACAAGUGGUCCUGCACACCACUUCAUCUGGCAGUUGGAAAGAACAGACCUGUGUUGGUGGAGGCGCUGAUUAAGGCAGGUGCGCAAAUGCGAGGGAACUGUGACGAAAACACACCUUUGCAUGAUGCUAUUGCUGCUGGAUAUGAUACAGUAGCCCAUAUAUUACUGGAGACCAAAGGCGACAGACCAGACCUGGCCCAGAGGAACCGUGGAGGACAUACAGUUUUCCAUUUAGCGGCCGAGUACGGCAGAUUACUAGUUCUUGAGAGCCUCCUGGAACGCGUUCCUGAAGCCUCUACCGUGCUAGACUAUCAAGACCUCCAGGGUAAAACAGCGCUUCAUAUGGCCUCCAUGAGGGGUCAUUUUGACGUUGUCAAGAAAUUGCUGGGUAGCGGGGCAAUCGCCAAUCGCCUGGACAAGGAACUUUUCAUGCCUGCCCAUUAUGCUGCUAGGGCCGGCUAUGAAAAGAUCGUGGAGGCAUUGAUCGACGCCAUCCCAAAUCAUGUCAAUCAUUUCCUAGAGAAGUGGGACCAAGCACUACCGAACUUCCCUUCCGAGACUGAGGGGGGUGACGAGGCAUUCUUUAGUUGUUUAAUUGACCUGGGCGCCCUUGCCUUCCACCAGGACAACCAUUUGGUUCGAGUCAUGGAGAAAUGGGCCCCUGAGAAUCGCGAGGGCUUCAUUAAAGCGGUCGCUUGGGGCUUGCAGACAUUCGAGAGCAAUGCACACAGCAUUCCGAGUACCUUUCUUAUGCAAGCAGUGAAGGGCGGCCAUGAGGGGAUGGUCAAGCUUAUCCUGCGCAAAAUUCCGCAAAUGCCGCUGCAGGCGCUGUCAUACUGGCAAAUGAACGCGCUCUCCCUCGCCGCCAAACAGGGUAAUCUUGCCAUAGUCAAACAUCUCAUCGACUACAAUGCCGACCUCAACGCCAUCAGCGACAUGCAGCAGACCUGUCUGCAUGAGGCCGCAGAAACUGGACAUGCUGAACUCAUCGCUUUACUUGUGCAGAAGGGGGCAAACCCUGAUCUGACUCGUCUUCGGGAUGGGUCCACUCCGCUUCACCUGGCCGCAGAAGAGGGACAUGCUAAAGCAGUGGACGAACUGAUCAACGUUGCGUUUGUCAAUGCGCGUGAUGACCACGGGCAGACACCACUGCAUCGUGCUGCGAUGAAUGGACAUGAGUCAGUCGUGAAUCUGCUUCUAGAAGCGGAGGUCAAUGUUCUCAUCCGGGAUUUUGAGGACCACACGGCGCUAGACGUGGCAAAUGGUUUGGGAGAAAGGAUUUGCGCGGCUAUACAGACUCAGGCAAUGCGGCAAAGAGUGCAGAGGGGGUCCUAG
Messenger RNA from Penicillium malachiteum, 3876 nucleotides. Its product is annotated as Phytoene desaturase. Lineage: Eukaryota; Fungi; Ascomycota; Eurotiomycetes; Eurotiales; Aspergillaceae. The record is from RefSeq and is a predicted model, not a curated record. The coding region runs from base 1 to 3876 and encodes 1291 amino acids. Gene Ontology annotation, biological process: carotenoid biosynthetic process. The transcript has 5 exons. Gene Ontology annotation, molecular function: oxidoreductase activity; protein binding.